AUGGACGGUGAUCCCAGUCCUCACCCUCGAGCCCCGACCACCACAAUGCACCCAACCUGCCGCAGCAAGGGCGCCCCGACCCGCAAUGGAAAUAGUGUAACUAAGAUGGCGGAGGCCACAUGUGCGGGCGCUGAAACCAGAAACAACUUACCUGCCGUGGCAGCAAACAAGACGAUUGAAGGCACCGGCAGAACAGACCACUACUGUAGCCAUCCACGCGCUGGCACCCUCGCGUUUAAACGGGCCACACAGCCCGUGAAGCUGAGACGUGGACGAGGAUGA
Molecule: messenger RNA, 282 nt
Organism: Pelobates cultripes (western spadefoot toad)
Lineage: Eukaryota; Metazoa; Chordata; Amphibia; Anura; Pelobatidae
Source: the annotation of a GenBank genome assembly